AUGAUACAUUAGAUUUUAUAAAAUAAUUUUCCAAAACAAAUAUAAGUUACUAAAGAAUUUUAAGAAGGGGAUGGCUUAACACCUAAUGAGAACGAUGAUUAUAUGUUAAUCAAAAAGAAAUUUUAGUUCAAACUGUCUGAUAAUAAUGAAAUUCUUUAUUCAAUUGAUGGAAGAAUAAUUAGAAUGUAAAUAAAACUUUGAUUAAAGGGAUUGCUAUGGGGCCCAAUAAAUAAUGACAAAUUUAGAAUAAAUUAACCAUCUACAUUGGAAAGGCAAUUGGGACUAGAAUUUCAAAAAAAUAGGAAAAUGGACUGCUUAAUGGAAAGACGAUUAUGAAGGAGUUGGAGGACUCUACAAUGAAAAUGGCAAUAAAGAAGGGAUCUGGAAAGAGAUGAUAAAUAACUUUUGGGAGUAAUUAUACAUAAAUGAUAUUACAAGCUAAGCAAAAGUGUAUGAGAUAGGAGACUACGUAAAUGGAAUUAGAUAAGGUGUUUGGAUCUAUGUGUUCGAAAACAAAAAGAUGUAAAGUUUUGUUUUCAUCUAGUGGUGGAGGAGUUUACAAGGAAAAUGGAUUAAAAAAUGGUAAGUGGUUAGAAUUAGGUGAAAAAUUUUAAAGGUAUGAUUCAACUAAAUACAUUUUAGAUCAAGCUAAAUUAUUUAUGAAGGUGAUUAUUAAAACGGUAAAAAGUGCGGGGCAUGGAAUACCAUGUAUAGAGGGAAAGGAAAUUAUGAAUUCACAAAGAUGUAAAAAUUUUAUAGAGCAUCGAUCUAGAGGAGGAGGAUAUUUCAAUGAAGGUUAAAAGGAUGGCGAUUGGAUAGAAUUAAGUGAUUUCUUUAGCAUGUUCUUAAUUUAUUUAUAAAUUAUUAGUCUUAGUCAAGUCAUUUAUGAAGGUAAAUAUCAAUUUGGAAAAAAAUAUGGAAGAUGGAAUACUUAGUAACGGUUCUCAGAAGAGUCAAAGUUUUAAUAAAUGUAUAUUUUAUAUAAACCUAUAAAGUGGCGGAGGAAAUUUUAACGAACAUGGAAUGAAAUAAGGCAACUGGGUCGAACUAUGUAGUUAAUUUUAGAGGUAGAUUCCAUUGAUUUAGAAAUAUUAUAGCUACAUUUAAAUUACAUACAGUGGAGAUUAUCAAAAUGGUUUGAAAAUUGGUAAAUGGGCUACUCUGUUUAAAGAGUAUAGUGGGGACAAAUUUAGAGUAAUGUAAUUAUUUUUGCUUUAUUAUUUUAGUGGCGGUGGAUCUUAUGAUCUCAAAGGUGUGAAAAAUGGUGUUUGGGUAGAAUUAUGUGAUAGAUUUUACAGGUGUAUAUUUAUCAAUAAUUUAAAUAGGAAUUAUUAACUUAUAUUUUAAGGAGAAUAUCAAAAUGGCUUAAAGUCAGGAAUGUGGACCUCAUAAUUUAGAUCGAGGAUUGAUGAUGAAUAUGAAAAGAUGUAAUUAUGAUGCCUUUUAUAAAGUGGUGGAGGAUUAUAUGAUUUACAUGGUUGGAAGGAAGGUAUAUGGGUCGAAUUAGAUGAUUACUUUAGUAGGUAAGUUAUUUUGAUUAAUUAAAGAAAUGCUUAAGUAAUAUCUAAAGGAAAAUAUAAAAAUAAUAAAAAAUAUGGUCAAUGGAGUACUAAAUUUGAAGGAGAAACUAUGUAUCUAUUAAUAUGAUGAUAAAAAUAAUUAGAGGAGGAGGUUUUUAUAAUAUAGAAGGAAUGAAGGAAGGAUAUUGGAUUGAUUUGAGCGAUAGAUAUUCAGAGUAUAUUAUUGAAUAAUUAUUAUACCAUUUUUACAGAUAUAAUAGCUACAUUUAUCAAGGUGAAUACAAAAACGGUAGAAGAAGUAGUAAAUGGACCAUUGUGUAUUACAAUGAAACAAGAUAUGAUGGUGAUACCUUUUAAUUUAGGACUAAAAUGUAAGAAAUCAAAAUAAAUACUAGUGGAGGUGGAUAAUUUGAUAACAAUGGAUUAAAGACUGGUAAAUGGGAAGAAUUGAUUAGCGAUUAUAAUCUGUAUUAAUAAUUAUUUAAUACAAUUAUAAAGUUGCAAGCAAGUUACAUUUAUUGGUGAAUAUUAAAAAGGUAUAAAAAAAGGUAUUUGGAAUACUAUGUUGAAGGAGAGUUCCAUCUUAAAAUUGAUGUAAUGAUUUGAAUAAGAAAUUAAUUAUAGAGGUUUUGGAUUAUUUGAUGAAAUUGGAAUGAGAAAUGGCAAAUGGAUUGAAAUAGCUGAUGAAUUUAGAAAGUAUUAUUAAUGAAUUAUGAAUAGUGCAAAUUAACUCAUUUAAAGUGGAGAGUAUAAAAAUGGUUAGAAAAAUGGGGAAUGGGUCAUAAUGCUUGCGGCUGGGAAGGAACACAAAGAAUGUGAGAUUAAGUAACUUUUCAGCUAAUAAUGAUUUAAGGGAGAGAAUACAUUUUAGUAUCGGCACAAAUUAUUGA
Paramecium octaurelia is the source of this 2410-nucleotide messenger RNA. Lineage: Eukaryota; Ciliophora; Oligohymenophorea; Peniculida; Parameciidae. The record is from the annotation of a GenBank genome assembly.